ACCAAGUUCUUUGUGUCAGAAAACAAAGAGAUUACUGAAACAUACAAGGGCAGAACAGCAGUGAAACUUGGCAUUCCUAUUGUAUCAUUGUCAUUCAUUGAUGACUGUGCGCAACAACAGAAAUUACUCGACAGUGAUGAAUAUCUGUUGGUUGGAAAAUAUACGGCCAAACAGUUCUCAUCGGGCAUUAUAAAAGGUAACGAGUAAUGUAUUAUAAUGAGUUUGAGAUGCGACAAUGAUAUGUAAUUCAAAUCUAACACGUUGUUUUACUGAUAAUUGUUUUUAGCAAAUGUCCAGAAACCAAGUGGUGCUAAGGCGAAAUUACUAAAACCCUUGUCACUUGCAAAUCUGAAGUCUACAAGGUAAUUGAUGCAUAUUUCAUUGACAUUGUGAUUGUUUUAGUAUGGAGAAAUGGCAAAGCCGGUCCGCUUUUGAACAUGCUGCAUAGAUUAAAUUUAUUUUCAAUCCCUGUAAUGUAUGCUUGUGAGUAAGUGGAGGAGACCUAAGUUGAAUUACGUAUGCCACAACUCAACCUGAUUGAGUCAAAGGUUUUCUAAGGGCGCCUCUGGCAGCCACCUUAUGACUCCUAUCUGAUCAUGGAGUACAGGCAAAUCUAAUGCUAAUUGAGCCUGUGUUUCUUUGUAAGACCGCCAUAGAUUUGACUCCUACCAGAAGGUCUGUAGUUGCAUUUUUCGCAGCUGUUUCUGGUUAGAUCUUAAUAUAUGUAUAAAACUUAGAAAAGCUACAAAAAUCUUUAACAAUUAGUUAUAUCGAAUGAGAUGUCGAAGGUCAUGACAUAUAUCCAAAAUAUUAAUCACAUGUAAAAUAUUUUAUUUAGAGUUUAUUUAUACAAUCAAGAGAGUGAUACUGUUCCUUUCUUUCCAGAGGAUGAAUAUGAAACCAUUAAAUAUGCUUGGUUCAAGGUAAAUGAAAAUGAUUUUACCGUGUGUAAAAGUGUGAGGGAUUGUAAAAUUGUCGUUGAAAAAUAGUUUUAUCUUAUAUUUUUUGAUAAUUUGUUAAAGAAAACUGACAAGAAUGGUUCAAGUCGUUUUGUUGCAAUUGAGUUGCAUGUUUCUACCGCCUCAGGAAGUGCGAGUGAUGAGAAGCUACGACCUUUACAUCGUAUAUUCACUCAUCUUGGAGUCAUUCUUGGUUUGUUCUGUCAGAAAUAUUGA
Molecule: messenger RNA, 1175 nt
Organism: Paramuricea clavata
Lineage: Eukaryota; Metazoa; Cnidaria; Anthozoa; Malacalcyonacea; Plexauridae
Source: the annotation of a GenBank genome assembly